Messenger RNA from Agelaius phoeniceus (red-winged blackbird), 951 nucleotides. RefSeq names its product taste receptor type 2 member 9-like. Gene Ontology annotation, molecular function: bitter taste receptor activity; G protein-coupled receptor activity. NCBI's taxonomy places the organism in Eukaryota, Metazoa, Chordata, Aves, Passeriformes, Icteridae. Gene Ontology annotation, biological process: sensory perception of taste; G protein-coupled receptor signaling pathway; detection of chemical stimulus involved in sensory perception of bitter taste. The record is from RefSeq and is a predicted model, not a curated record. Gene Ontology annotation, cellular component: membrane.
AUGGAAGCUUGUCACCCUCCACAGCAAUUCAAUGUCACUGCAUAUGGGGCCAUGGCUUUGGCCAUCACCACCCUGGAGGCAUUUCCUGGCAUGUGGAUAAAUGCUUUCAUCGUUUGUGUGCUUUGCAUUGCCUGGGUCAAAAAGCAAACCCUGAACUCUAAUGAGAAGAUCUUGCUGCUGCUGGGAUGCUCCAGGUUUUGGUAUUUGUGCUUCUCAUGGGUAUAUUGCUCCCUUUCAAUAACUUCUCCCAAUUACCUUUUUGUUCAACCCACAUUUCAACUAAUUGUAUUUUUUCAAAGCUCUUUUAAUUGUUCCAACUUGUGGGUUUCUGCCUGCCUUUGUGUUUUUUAUUGUGUAAAAAUUGCCAAUUUCAGGAACAGCUUCUUCAUCUACCUGAAAGUAAAAACAGACAGGAUUGUGCCCUGGCUUUUGUUGGCAUCAUUGCUUUCAGCCUUGGCUAUUGGCAUUAUCGCCUAUGACAUCGCUGUUACACAGCUCAGUAUCAACCACAAUUCCACUGGGCAAGGAAAUUUUUCAAAAGUUAGAGGCAAAAUGGAUGAAAAUUUUUUCCAGAUUUAUUUUAUCUAUGGCUUUGGAUUUGUCACACCUUUCACAGCAGUUAUCUCUUCUGCCUUUCUCCUUCUCUUUUCUCUCUGGAGACACAAAUGCAAGAUGCAGAAAAACUCCAUGAACAGCCUCAGCAUUGAUGCCCACAUCAAAGCCAUGAAAUCUAUUCUCUCCUUUUUUAUAAUGUAUAGUAUUAACUUUAUAUUUUUGAUUCUGUCACUAAUUCCUUCAACAAAGAAAGAAAAGUAUGUGGCACUUGUUAGUUUAGUAUUUCUGUAUGCUUUUCCAGGUGUUCAUUCCCUUAUUCUGAUUUUCAGCAAUCCCAAACUGGAAAAGACACUGAUAAGGAUUCUAUCCUGUGUCAAGUGCACAAGGAUUGCAUGA